UCAUAAAUAUAAAAACCGUGUAAUAUGGAAAAAAGGAAAAGGCGUGGAGCAAAAGAAAGCGAACCGCCUCGAAUCUGCAAAAACAGUGGGACCCACUCCUUAAAAAAAUAGUAAAGCAUCGCUCUCGCUCUCCUUGCUGCAGACGUUCAAGCUUUCGGUCAAAUUCCAAAAACCCUAAUCCCCCCAUCGUCUCCGCCGAAACUCAAACCUAAAACCCCUUCAUCCCCUUCUUCUUCUAGUGUAAAAGUUAAGGUUAAAGAGCUGGUAUGGUCAUGGCGGUGAUCAACGGCGGUCGGGUAGCGAAGAGGGCGAGGCGGAGCAACCGGGUCUCCGCCGAUCUCUACGAUUUCUUCACUUUUCCGGCGGCGGCGGAUGGCAGAGGAGGGUCGCCGCUGCCACCGUUCCGGGACGGGGUGAGAUCUUUCCUCUCGAGCUACGCGCGGGUUGCGUUCCCACCGUCGACGCUCUUUUCGAGCCUGAUGACGUGGCAGAUCCUGCUCAGUGUCGGAGAUUCUACGAGCGGCUCAGAUCUCUCCUCAAGGUUCGUCUCACUUGACGUCGUGGAAGAGGACGUCACCAGAUCCUCCAGAUCCGUUUACUGUGACCACUGCCGAGUGGUUGGUUGGAGCGGGCAUCCAGUGUGCAGGAAGAGAUACCAUUUCAUCAUAAGGUCAGGAGACAACGAGAGCAUCGACGGCAUUGGGCAGAAAUCAUGUUCGCUUUCCGACAGCUCGGUUUUACUGGCGGACGAUGUCGAGAACUGGGUUUACUCUCAGCUCGACGACGACCACACUCACCUCCUCCACGGUGUUAUCCACUCCAACGGCUAUGCCCAUCUCUUGUCACUCAACGGUAGAGAAGGCGGCUCGGGCUACUUGCCUGGUCGUGCCAUCAUGGACUUCUGGGAUAGACUUUGUUCCUGGCUCAGAGUUCGGAAGGCGAGUGUGAUGGAUGUGUCUAGGAAGUACGGUAUGGAUUACCGAUUACUUCACGCAGUCACCAGAGGGCAUUCGUGGUACGGAGAGUGGGGAUAUGAAUUCAAAUCCGGGAGUUAUGCUCUCACUCGUGAUGCAUACCAGAAUGCGGUGGAUACGCUUUCGGAUGUUUCCUUGUCUCAAUUCAUGUUCCGAGGGAGAACGCCGAGAACUCAGCUCCACUCCAUUAUCCCUUUCUAUCAGUCACUUUCAUGUUCAGAACUCGUGACACUUCGUGACCUCUUCUCCUUCCUGCUCCAGCUAAUCCACAAUAUUCGUUCCGGGAAAUCUGAGGAACUUGCUUCAGUACCUUCGGAUGUGUUGUGUUCUUGGACUAGGAGUGAUGUGGGAACUGUACAGAAAGCCAUGAUCAAGGUGCUGAAAGCUGCAGGAGGUGAACGAGGAAUAUGGGUCAGUAGGAGGGCUCUCAAAGGAUCUACUUGCAGAACAGUGUCUUUGGAGCUACUUGAUUACUGUCUCUGUCAUUUAGAUGGGGAGCCCACCGGUGAUGGAUCUCAUAUUGUCUGCUCCAGAUUCAAUGCCUCUUCUAACGAUCUGGAGUUCAGGCUUGUCCUGGUGAACUCAAUCAAUCCGACUGAUCCACGUGUAGACUAUCCAUCAGAGGAGCAUGUGAAACGUGACCUAAGAUACGUGUAUGACACUUUACUGCACCCACAAACCAUGUCAAAAUUUAGGUCUCAAGAAACAAGAGAGAAAAUGAUGGACGCAUCAACUAAAAUACUCGAUUGUAAGCAUUUCAUAAAAGAUUACCUGCCAGUCAAUGUGAAUCCCUUUGCCAUCAACCUCUGGUGUCAUGUGGAGCUUUCGGACCAGUCCAAAGAAUGUCCAGCUCCACCCCCAGAACUUCUGGUUUUGCCCUUGAACGCUACUGUAACUGACCUCAAAAUCGAAGCUGCUAAGGCUUUUCAGGAAGUGUAUGCAAUGUUCAAAAGGUUCGAGGUCGUGGAACUCCUAGGAUACGGAUCACUGGAAGAUUCAAUGACCCUGAAAUUCCUAGUUGGCACCAGUGGUAUGGUACGGAUCAAAGGGCGAUGCUCAUCAAAGCAUGGGCUCCUACGGUACCGCAUGGAGAGGGGAGUCGAGAACUGGAAAGUUGAUUGCGUGUGUGGAACAAAGGAUGAUGAUGGGGAGAGGAUGCUGUCUUGUGAUGUGUGUGGUGUGUGGCAUCACACUAGGUGUGCUGGGAUCGACAACACUGAUGCACUGCCGUCUAAGUUUCAUUGUUUCAGAUGCAUCCAAUUGUACAGGAAGAGAUCGAAGCAAUCUGAUAUAGUGCAUGAUUCUGGUCAGGUGCCUCAACCCACCUUUGUUUGUAGAGGCGAGUCUGUUGAUAUGGACAAUGGGUCUAAUUUAUCAGUACCACUCACUGUAGGCUAACUAUGUAUUCCUGAUCUAGCUAUGUACAGUUUGAGAUUUUAUGCUAGGUCUAAAACUGCAAGUAGCAAAAUUACUACA
Molecule: messenger RNA, 2450 nt
Organism: Tarenaya hassleriana
Lineage: Eukaryota; Viridiplantae; Streptophyta; Magnoliopsida; Brassicales; Cleomaceae
Product: PHD finger protein At1g33420-like
Exons: 4
Coding region: 267-2372 (701 amino acids)
Source: RefSeq, a predicted model, not a curated record